UAGCUAUAAUCCAAGAAAAUCGGUUAAGCCGUUUGAAAGUUAUCAGCUCUUUUCUAGUUACUGUAACCUUCACUUGUUGGGGGUGUUAUAAAUUUUUAAUUUACACUUGUUCAACAUCCAUCAUGGGUGACCUUGGUGGGAGGAGGAUAGCAUGAAAGUCUGUGAAAUUAUUUGCGAAUGUUGUAAAAUUGAAUGUAAUUGUACGCAGGUUAAUACCAGAAUCUAAUGUGAAUCACGAAAGUUAUACCAUGCACGAACCUACUAAAUACUGUUAAGCUAAAUCUCAAUAGAGAGUGUAUCAGUGUAAUGCUGUAAUUGACCCCAGAAUAAACUUGUCAGCAUUGGGUAGUGGGCAUGAUUAUAUUCUCUUUGCUCAUAGGAUCAUCCUACUAUCUAUCAGUGGCGUGCAUAGGGUUGAAAGCCAGGGUAAACACUGGGUAUGAACUUAUUUUCUGGCAGGUCAUAAUGGAAAAUAAGCAUUGAUCUAUUACAACUAGGGUAGCCAGUACUUUUAUACCUCUAUGAGCUGCACGCCACUGGUGUCUAUAUAUUAUAACAAUCAGUGUUUUUGUGCAAAAAAACCUAACAACGUUUUAGCACGUUCAGUAUUAUAUUUUGUCAGUACCAAAACAUUAUUUAAAGUGGAUUUAAAAAUUGAAAAAUGCUAAACAAUUCCAUUCACCACCUCUCAGUUUAUUAAUUAAGUUCUUUUAUACGCAUGCACAGUAAUAAUUAAUUUUAUCGCAAAUAGCUACUUUCUAUUUCGAUAUGUAGUGCAAUGUAAGAAACACAUUUCAUUAAGUUUAUUAAUCAGACAGUGUUUUAUUUUAAUCAUAACUUGAUCAGAUUGUUUUGAAUUUAUGUUAUAGUCAAAAGUUGUAACUGCGCCGAUCCUAGGUUUGCCUAAUCAACGAAUGAAUACAGAAACGAUAUAGUAAAAUUUCAGGUUUGACAACAUCACUAGUCAAAAUCAUGACGAAAACAAGAAAACAAGUCAAUUGUUUAACUCUGUCAACUUGUCAAAUCUUAAAUGUAAAACAUUGUAAGCGAUCUUUAAUAUUUUACCGUGAUGAGGAAAAUUUUGAUACUUAAAUAACUAUGAAUCGAAUCUACUUCUAUAAAUUAUGUAAUUAUUUUAUUCAUAAUUACCUAAACUUAAAUCGUCUUAGAUAUGCGUGGGAUUCCGUUUUUUGAGUCAAUAUUAUAUGGGGUUUGUGAGAUAUGAUUAUAAAUGAAAGUACCGUCUAUGUGGACUAUUUCUUUAUAUAACUUUGUGGUAUGAUGCUAAAUUCGGUUGAACACAAAUCUACUUAAUUUUCAGCACAACUAUAUUUUUCCGAAAACAUUGUGAAAAGGAUAGUACUUUUAAACCUCAUAGUUUAUUUUUAUUUGAUUAAUGUCCCUAAUUAAUAAUUAUUAUUUAUAUAUCUGUAAUAAGCCGAUAAGUUGCUUAGCAAUAUUGUUUACAUAUUAAUCAAAAAUACCAUCCAAAUUAUUGACAGAAUAACAACGUUGCUGAAUAACAUGUCAAAAGAUUACAGGAAUAGGUUGAUAUUAUUAAUUUCGGCCUUGAAUGUUUAGAAUUGAGAGAAAUCUCGAAAUAAUGUUUUUCUGUACGACCAUAUUAGCACCAAUUCUUCACUUAGGAAUUGUUAUAUCAUUAGCCAAGCCAAAUACCCAUGUAUUUCCCACUAAUACAAGUGAUUCAUCUGACUUCGAAAAUAUCCUUUGUAUGACCUAUCAUAAUAUCCUUAAGUGUGUAUCCUCAUAACUAAUGUUCCAAGAAUCUGGAUAUUUUACUGGUAAUUUGUGAGAUGAAUCAAUUUGAAUAAAUUUAAAUUAUCGUGUUAGAAAACUAUAUUAUAAUCCAAAUCUGUUUUUUUGGCCCACUAAAUAUAAUAAGUAUUCUGUAUUUUUGUAAAAAUACAAAAUAUCCUUCAAAAAUUAUUAUUUAUGAUUGAUUGAUUACACUGAUGAUGUAAAUUAUAAGGAUCUAUAUAGUUUAAUUUUAGGCAAAUUAAUCUUAAGUACGUUAUCUUAAGGAUCUUAAUUAAUAUUAAGUAUCUUAUCAUAAGUAUCUUAAGUUAUGUUGGAAGGUACGUCAUACACAAAUCAAAAAUAAAAGGCAUGAAACCUGAAUGCGUGUGUUAUUCCGUUUUGUCAUUUUGCUGCGGCGUUCUUAUGAUUUAUACUUUGCAAUAGCAUUUACUCUUUUUGCUUCCAGUUAAAAAGUUGGCAGGUGGACGUAAAGAUUUUUUUUGUUUUAUCAAAAAACUUAAGUCAUUGUUCACAAUCAGUUAAGUGUAAUUUGCAAUUUGAGACUGAAAACGUAAAGAAUUCAUUAAAUUAUUUUUAUUUCUUAUAAGAACUUUUAAUAAUGUUCGGAACACAGCCUAUAUUGUUUGUUUUAAUUUAUUGUGUUAGUGCUAUACUGGCGAAAAGUUUUAAAAUUUCUAUGGUUUCAUCAGGAAACUCAAACCAGCCAGCACUGUUCUUACACGGAGAGAGCCCCGUAUGGGAUACGGAAACGCAGUCGCUUUACUUCGUGGACGUCCACCGACAGAAUGUACACAGGCUGGAUUACGCCACUGGGAGACUAUUCACGAAGCAUAUUGGUUAUGGUCAAGUCAACGUGGUAUCGCUUGUGGCGGAUUCCAAGCGUUACCUAGUAGCAGUGCGAUCGGCGCUAUAUCUUCUGGACUGGGACGUGCCGGGGGACGCGGCUCUGAGGCUGCUCACUGCCGUGGACCUUGGGUUACCAGAUAACGUGAUCAAUGACGGGAAACCAGACUCUCAGGGAAGGUUUUGGUUCGGUACAAAGGGUCCUCACAUAGGAAAUGACGUACUUCCAGACCAAGCUACAUUCUACAGCAUUAGCCAAGACAGCUUCAUAAGUCCACGUGUUCAUUUGCGACCCAUAACGAUCUCCAAUGGGCUGACUUGGGCGCUCAAUAACAGUGUCUUCUAUUACAUCGACUCGCCGACGCAGAAGAUCGAGGCUUUCGACUUUGAUCAGGAAAAUAGAGAAAUCAGCGGCAGGAGAACAAUCCUCGAUAUAUCAAUGCACGGGUAUGAACACGCGAUACCGGAUGGCAUGACUAUAGACAAUCGAGGGCAUCUGUGGGUGGCGAUUAUGUUUGGGGGCUCGGUAUUAGAAAUAGAUCCUGAUAAGAGAAUGAUAGUAAACGGGUACAACCUGCCAGUUUCGCAAGUCACGUCCCUUUGCUGGGGCGGACCCAACUUGGACGAACUGUUCGUCACAACGUCACAGUAUCGACUGAGUAAACCCGAGCCGAUGGCCGGAGCCGUAUUUACUAUACGAGGAACUGGGAGCCGUGGUUUGCCCAGUUUCCAAUUUAGAUUUGACAAUGCUGAUAUCUAUUAACGUUCAGAUGCCAUCAUUGAACUUUUAUAGUUUAACUAGCUGAUGCCCGCGACUUCGUUUGCGUGGUUAGUUUAUCAUUCGCGUGGAUUUUGUUUACUGAAAUCCCGUGGGAUCUCUUUGAUUAUCCGGGACAGAAGUAGCCUAUAUCAUUGUCCUGGGUCUUUAAAUAUACCAUGCAAAUCCUAAUUUAUAAGAAAUUUUUUAACAUUGUGGUCACUGUUGUACACAAUCUCUUAAUUAAGGAUAUUGACAGGUCUAAGGCUAAGGUCGAGUUAAAAGGGGACAGAGUUAUGUGAGAGAUGUCUCGUUUUAACUCUGUCUUAUGUCUAAGCAAAGUCAGAGUGCGCACUAUAGAUCUCACCCUUAAUGUUGUGUUAACCUUUUCGGCAGGAAGCAAUAUGAAAGGGAUAACGAUCAAUCAACCAUUUAUUUAUAAUUAGACCUGUCAUUUAAGGUUAGUUUAGAAAUUGUGUACAGUGGAAUUAUACAUAUAAAAUGUUAUUACUUAGUGUUCAUAGAUUAGUUUUACUAUGUACCUGUAAAUAGUUGAUGAUUAUAGUACGUUUGUAAAAAGGCAAAAUUAAAAUUAAAUGAUUAUAUUAUAAUUCA
This is a messenger RNA of Maniola jurtina (meadow brown), 3994 nucleotides long. RefSeq names its product regucalcin-like. Bases 2378 to 3385 code for a protein of 335 amino acids. The transcript has 6 exons. Gene Ontology annotation, biological process: L-ascorbic acid biosynthetic process. The record is from RefSeq and is a predicted model, not a curated record. Lineage: Eukaryota; Metazoa; Arthropoda; Insecta; Lepidoptera; Nymphalidae. Gene Ontology annotation, molecular function: gluconolactonase activity; calcium ion binding.